AUGGCUGCGCCUACAACCAUGAAAGCCGUCCGCUUUCACGCGACAGGCGACUCUUCAGUUCUCCACCUUGAGGACAACGUCCCUGUUCCCGCACCUGCAGACGACGAAGUACUGAUCAAAUUGGACUAUGCCGGGGUCAACUUUGUUGAUACUUAUCUGCGUAGUGGGCUGUAUCCUAUCAAUCUACCAGCAGUGGGCGGGCGAGAGGGAGCCGGGACCAUUGUUGAGUUGGGUACCAAAGUCCCGAGUUCUUUUGGCCUUGAGGUGGGAGACCGUGUGGCGGUUUUUGCGCAAGGUACAUUGGCACAGUAUGUCGCUGCUCCAGCAGGGUCGGUCAUGAAACUACCAUCUUCUAUGACCACUCGAAUUGGUGCUGCAGUGAUGCUCCAAGGUCUGACAGCAUGGACUCUUGUACGGGAUGCUCACGACGUUCAAAAGGGACAGGUAAUACUGGUUCAAGCAGCGGCUGGGGGUACGGGAGGACUCUUGGUACAGAUGUGCAAGCAUUUGGGGGCGGUUGUAAUAGGAACGGUAUCAACAACGCAGAAGGCGGAGAUAGCCAAGAAACACGGCUGCGACCAUAUUAUCAUCUACAAAGAGCAAGACGUGUUGUCAGAGGUUUUACGCCUCACAGACGGCAAGGGAUGUCAUGCCGUCCUAAGUGGCAUUGGCAAGUCCACCUUUGCAGCUGAUCUUGCGGCAACACGAAGAAAAGGCACUCUUGUUUCUUAUGGAAAUAGCAGCGGACCGGUGGUGGACUUCAAGAUCCUGGAACUAAGUAAGAACAACGUCAAGCUUGUUCGUCCAACGUUGGCGAAGUAUAUCUACGAAAGAGACGAGUUCGUUGAAAGAACACAGCAGUUACUCGACUUGGUUGGCAAGAAUAUCAUCUCGGUUCCUAUAGGGGCUGAAUACACGCUCGACAAAGCUGGUCAAGCCCAGGAUGACUUGACAGGACAAAAGACAACAGGCAAGUUGAUUAUAAAGAUAGAUCAAUAA
This is a messenger RNA of Rhinocladiella mackenziei CBS 650.93, 999 nucleotides long. RefSeq lists its product as uncharacterized. Gene Ontology annotation, biological process: cellular response to oxidative stress. The transcript has a single exon. NCBI's taxonomy places the organism in Eukaryota, Fungi, Ascomycota, Eurotiomycetes, Chaetothyriales, Herpotrichiellaceae. Gene Ontology annotation, cellular component: cytoplasm. Bases 1 to 999 code for a protein of 332 amino acids. The record is from RefSeq and is a predicted model, not a curated record. Gene Ontology annotation, molecular function: quinone reductase (NADPH) activity; zinc ion binding.